Messenger RNA from Candidula unifasciata, 180 nucleotides. The record is from the annotation of a GenBank genome assembly. NCBI's taxonomy places the organism in Eukaryota, Metazoa, Mollusca, Gastropoda, Stylommatophora, Geomitridae.
GAGCUGGACAGUGAAUUUGACCAGUGUGCUGUCUGUAUAGAGCCGUACAAAGCCCAUGAUGUCAUUCGGAUCCUGCCCUGUAGACAUGUCUUUCACAAAUCAUGUGUAGAUCCUUGGCUGUUGGAUCAGAGGUCAUGCCCUAUGUGUAAGCUGGACAUCCUCCGGGCAUUCGGCAUGCAG